AUGAUCGAAUACCCUGUCUAUGCCGACCUCGUUAAAAUUCUGGAACUGGAUUGGUACCACAGCGAGAGUUUCGUACGCUAUUCUCCCGAGAUUACAUGCAUAAAAGAAGCUAGGACAUACUCUGUGGCCGAAGAAUCGGCCUCGAAUGUCGAAGAGGAAGAUCCCAAGAUGAACCUCGUACACCUCUUAUAUCUGCUAAAGCAAUUGGAAGUAUUGGAUAUCAAAACUGGGCACCGUUAUGACCGAGGUAUCUUCUCUUAUCUUGCCAAUUUUCUAAAUAGUCAUCCGAGCAGAAUUCAGAGAUUCGAGUGGCGGAGAGGUGAUCUCCCUCUACCCGCAUUAAUUCCUGCGCUUUUGGUUCCAUCAUUGAGGGUGUUAUCCAGCAUCAGCAUAAUGUCCCAAUCCUUUGAUCCCCUUUGGUUUCCCUAUCUUCCGGAAGGAACCGAACUGGCGUCGUGGUAUGGCAAGUCCAACGUGGAGGAACUUUGCCUGGUGAAAGGCGAGAUCGAGGGCAAGGAUCUAGAGCAAAUUCUUCGGCUCCCUCGAGCUCUCAAAAUCUUGAUAUGCGAUGGAUCCUCCUCUUCGUCCUCGAGUGGGGUAAAUGUCGAACUUCAAAGGGCUUUUGAGCGCGUCUCCAAGACCCUCGAGUUCCUUCACAUGCUUCUGGUGCCGUCGAUCAGCACUGGCGGUCUCAUACCAUCCUUUGACUACCUCACAUCUCUUAAAUUUCUUGUUCUACACCAUUCUGUUCUCUUUGAUGGCAGACGAGGGAACCCUGCUGGGGGCUUGCCUCCUUACCUUGAGGUCCUGUUCACCUUCGCACCUGGGGAUGAAUGGCCUUUGGACCCUGUACUGGAAAGUUGGGAGCAAUUAUUGACCAAAAAGUCGUCCACUUGCUUACCCAAGCUAAAGAUUGUAGGACACCAACCAAAGACGACACUCUUACUGCCAUUGAUUGAUUUGGCAAAGAGUCGAAAGGUGGAGAUAGCACGAAGAUUCGCAGAUUAUCUCGCCGUCAGAGAGUCGUACCUGUCCGAAAUCAGAAGCCGGUAUCCACAUGACGUAGUUCCCGACUAG
Messenger RNA from Acaulospora colombiana, 1077 nucleotides. NCBI's taxonomy places the organism in Eukaryota, Fungi, Glomeromycota, Glomeromycetes, Diversisporales, Acaulosporaceae. The record is from the annotation of a GenBank genome assembly.